AUGACCGAUACAGUGACCGUUCUGGUCUCGAGACCACCGCAAAGUGCGGGAGAUUUAAUGGCAUCCCGAGUUCUGCCGCCUAAAAGCGAAUGCAGUGGUAUUCGAGGGUUCUCUCAAGGGCAGGGAGGAGCAGAAUAUCAUGUCAGAGAGACAGAUCUGUUUCGAGCGCCAACUUUACCACCGAGCGACGAGGGGAUUGAACUUGAACCUCAUCAAUUUUCAACAGCCAUGUCUUUUCCUGAAGGGGGUCGGAAAGCCUGGCUUGUCGUCUUCUCGUCGUUCUGUUUGAUAGCGGCGACAUUCGGGCUCACUGCUUCAAUUGGACUUUUCCAAUCACAUUGGCAAUCCGAUCAGCUCUCAAACUAUAGCUCUCAAGAUAUAGCAUGGAUCUCUUCUACCCAAGUCUUCCUGACCUUGUUUUUGGGUGUGCAAAUUGGCCCGCUUUUUGAUCGAUAUGGACCGCGAUAUCUGACAUUCGUGGGCUCAGUGGGAUGCGUGUCUUAUCUGCUGCUCCUAGGCCAAUGCACAAAAUAUUGGCAGUUUCUCCUUUGCUUCGGAGUUCUCGGCGGAACAAGUGGUGCGAUAUUGACGACCGUUGCACUAUCUGUAAUAUCCCACUGGUUCAAAGCUCGGAGAGGCCUGGCCACUGGCAUCACCUUUACCGGGACCAGCUUAGGAGGGAUAGUGUUCCCAUUGGCGCUGCGGUCCAUAUUAAGUCACAUGUCAUGGGCUUGGUCAAUGAGGGUAUUGGCUUUAUUUGUAUUCAUCCUAGUGCUAUUCGGGAAUAUCUUUGUGCGAGGCCGACUGCCAACUCAGGAGCAGGGAGGUGUCAUUAGCCUGAGGAGCUUCCGAGAUGCGAGAUUUGUUUGGACAACUGCUGGAAUUUCUUUGCGCCCGCUGACCUUGACCGAAGGUUUCGAGUUCGUCCUCUUUACGGCCAUUGGCCUGCUUCCCACCUAUGCCCUGGAUCAAGGGUUUGGCCGCGAGACGAGCUUCAACGUGAUUGCCAUAAUGAAUGCGUAA
Molecule: messenger RNA, 1023 nt
Organism: Penicillium riverlandense
Lineage: Eukaryota; Fungi; Ascomycota; Eurotiomycetes; Eurotiales; Aspergillaceae
Exons: 2
Coding region: 1-1023 (340 amino acids)
Biological process (GO): transmembrane transport
Cellular component (GO): fungal-type vacuole membrane
Molecular function (GO): transmembrane transporter activity
Source: RefSeq, a predicted model, not a curated record